Messenger RNA from Scaptodrosophila lebanonensis, 603 nucleotides. It is a transcript of the gene Cpr64Ac, whose product is annotated as larval cuticle protein A2B. Gene Ontology annotation, cellular component: extracellular matrix. Lineage: Eukaryota; Metazoa; Arthropoda; Insecta; Diptera; Drosophilidae. Bases 1 to 603 code for a protein of 200 amino acids. The transcript has 2 exons. The record is from RefSeq and is a predicted model, not a curated record.
AUGAUUGCACAGGUGUUGUUCGUACUUGGUUUGACGAUUUUCGGUGGAUACGCCAUCCCCAUCGAUCCGUACGGAUCCUCAUUGCUGUCGUCACCGGGCAUUUCUUAUGCGGCACCGAAUUUAUUGACAUCUUCAAUUUCGCUGGCUCCCAAGGUCCUGGCCGCACCCGCAAUCUCUACAGCCGUAAUCCAGCACGCAGCGCCUACUCUGUUGGCGUCACCAGGCUUAGCCGUCGCCAAGGUAGCGGUGCCGGAGCCAUACGAUCCUAAUCCUCAGUACAGCUUCUCCUACGGCGUCACCGACCAGAAAACUGGCGACUCGAAACAGCAGUCCGAGACGCUGGUCAACGGCGUAGUCCAGGGCAGUUAUUCAUUGGCGGAACCCGACGGCACCAUUCGCAAGGUAACAUACACGGCGGACAAAGUUAACGGAUUUAAUGCCAUCGUCGAAAAGAAAGGCGUGGCUGUGGUCGCCAAACCCGCUCUUGCUGUUCAAGCGAUACCUGCCAUUACCAAGGUUGCGUAUGCUGCGCCCGCCAUUACUAAGAUUGGAUUAGGCUUAGCACCGGCCCUUUCACCCGGUCUAAGCCUGGGACACUAUUAA